Homarus americanus (American lobster) is the source of this 798-nucleotide messenger RNA. Its product is annotated as zinc finger BED domain-containing protein 5-like. NCBI's taxonomy places the organism in Eukaryota, Metazoa, Arthropoda, Malacostraca, Decapoda, Nephropidae. The record is from RefSeq and is a predicted model, not a curated record. The transcript is spliced from 3 exons. The coding region runs from base 1 to 798 and encodes 265 amino acids.
AUGCUGGGGUCGAAAUCGGGGUUACAGAAGCACGUCAAGGAAGUAGCUCCGAAUGCCAAAGGGUUUCACUGUAUGAUCCAUCGUUUUGCACUGGCGUCGAAAACCUUCCCUGAUGCCCUUUGCAAGAUCCUGGAGGCAGUGGUAAAAUGCGUCAACUUUGUGAAAGCAGGAGAUUUGAACUCUCGCCUUUUCCAGAACCUCUGUAGAGGCAUGGAUUCAGAGCACGAAACUCUCCUCUUUUACUCCAAAAACUGGCAAAGGAAAGUCAUUGCAGGAAAUGUUGCUAUGUUUGAGAAUCUCUCAAAUUUUCUUGACGAAAUUGAAGAGGAUCAUCUACUUGACCCAUCACUCAAAAAUGAAAUAAUUCAGCACUUGAAAUCCUUGGAAAGUGAGCUUAAAAGGUACUUCCCAGAAUUCGAGGAGGGAGAAGGGAAAUUGGUGAGGAAUCCUUUCUCUGGCACUCUUGAUAAUGCUGCCAUUCCCGACGAUGGUCAGGACGAAUUCCUUGACCUCAGGAACGAUUCUGCUGCCAGAGACCUCUAUGAAGAAAAAUCUCCGACUGUAUUCUGGUGCUCAAUAGUACGUGUUAUGAACAUCCUUAGAGUAGUUAUGAACAUCCGUGUUAUGAACAUCCUUAGAGUACGUGUUAUGAACAUCCUUAGAGUAGUUAUGAACACACGUGUUAUGAACAUCCUUAGAGUACGUGUUAUGAACAUCCUUAGAGUACAUGUUAUGAACCUUAGAGUACGUGUUAUGAACAUCCUUAGAGUACAUGAACAUUUAGAGUACGUGUUAUGA